AUGCAGACCCCCCCUCCAAGUCCGGAUGCUCUCCUGCCCAAGGAUGCACCUACGGGCCAACGUUUGAUUGUGGUAUCCAACAGAUUACCCGUCACCAUCGAGAGAGAUGGAGAUGGGAAUCACAGCUUCAAAGAAUCUUCCGGGGGCCUCGUCACAGGUAUGAGUGGAGUCGAAGGGGAAUUUGAAAAUAUGCUCUGGUACGGCUGGCCUGGCAUGCAAAUACCUUUGGACGAGGAAAAACCCAUCACCCAAGCCUUACGGGAGAAACACAAUGCUGUCCCAGUUCCGCUUGAUGAAAGUCUGGCUGAAGCCUAUUACAAUGGGUUUUCAAACUCCACCCUCUGGCCUUUACUCCACUAUCAAUCCAACGCAAUCCGAUUUUGUCAAGGCGAGUGGAAAGCUUACCAUAAAGUCAAUCAACUUUUUGCGGAGAAACUCGCCACCGAAGUCACAGACGGGGAUCUUGUAUGGAUCCACGACUACCACCUCAUGCUCUUGCCUCUGAUGCUUUCCGAAGCAGCCAUGAAGCUAAGUAAAAGGGUCUCGAUUGGCUUCUUCCUGCAUACCCCCUUCCCUAGUGGAGACAUGUUCAAGACACUUCCAGUGUGGGACAUGAUCCUCGAAGGAGUCCUGCGCUGCAAGACGAUCGGCUUCCACACGCAGACGUACGCCCAAAACUUUGCUCGGACCUGCUGUGACUAUCUGAACUUUGACGAGUCUCCCAAUGGCAUCGAAAGAUACGGGAAUUUCGUCAACCUCGGAGUCCAUCCAAUCGGGAUCAACGUGCCCAAAUUCCUCGGGCACAUGGAAUGCGAGUCGAUCAAGGGACAAAUAAGAGACCUCCGAAGGAGAUACAACGUCUGCAAGUUGAUCAUCGGCGUCGACCGGCUGGACUACACAAAAGGCAUCCCGCAGAAGAUCGCUGCGAUGGAGCGUUUCUUGGACGUCCAUACCCAGUUCGUCGGACAAAUCAGUAUGAUCCAGGUUGCCGUCCCGAGCAGGCAAAGCGUCCAAGAUUACAAGGAUCUCGCGACCAAGAUUCACCAGCAAGUCGAGGCCUUGAACAGGAAAUACGGAUCUAAUGACUACAAACCCGUUCACCUCUUACAUCAAAGCGUGCCAUUUGACCAGCUCAUGACCAUGUACGCCGCCUCGGACAUCUGUUUUGUCUCGUCCAUCCGCGACGGGAUGAAUCUCGUCUCUUACGAGUACGUUGCCACCCAAAGGGAGAGGAAGGGUGUGCUCCUGCUCUCCGAGUUUGCCGGCGCCGCCGAGCAGUUGCGUGGAAGCGUCCUGUUCAACCCCUGGGACAUUGACGGCACCGUGGAGGCCUUGCAUCGCGCCGUUACCAUGGAAGCGAACGAACGGAGUGCCAACCAGAAGAGAUCCGAGGAAUACGUCCUUCGGAAUUCAAGGUAA
This is a messenger RNA of Fonsecaea multimorphosa CBS 102226, 1419 nucleotides long. RefSeq lists its product as uncharacterized. Bases 1 to 1419 code for a protein of 472 amino acids. Gene Ontology annotation, molecular function: catalytic activity. The transcript is spliced from 4 exons. Gene Ontology annotation, cellular component: cytosol. The record is from RefSeq and is a predicted model, not a curated record. Gene Ontology annotation, biological process: trehalose biosynthetic process. NCBI's taxonomy places the organism in Eukaryota, Fungi, Ascomycota, Eurotiomycetes, Chaetothyriales, Herpotrichiellaceae.